AUGUUCAUCUCCAACACCGCCCUGAAGUUCCUCUGCGUGUUCGUGGACCAGUAUGCCGGUCUGAAGAUCGGCUUCGGCAUGCCAUCACAGUCUGUUGAGCAACUGGCGUACUUCGUCCGCGCGGACGACGCCGUGAUCCUGCCGGAGACGUUCGAGAACGCGGUGCACUUCGGCAUGAUCCGCGGCAGCGGCAGCGAGAGCCUGCUGCGCCUGAUGAACGGCGUGUUCGCGCCCAACGUCACCCUCAGCGGCAGCUGGCCCGAGAGCAUCAAGAACAACUACCUGGCCCACAUGCACCGCUUCCUCACCACGCUCACAGAUGCCCGCUUCAAGCUGGUGGGCAACACGGUGCUGUACGUCCCCAUGGAGGCCAUGCAGUGCACCCCUGAGGAGGCGGCCAAGGACAAGGAGCUUGUGCAGAGACUGGAGAUGGUGAUGAUCCACUGGACGCGUCAGAUUAAGGAGAUGCUGAACGCCCAGGAGACGGUGGAGACGGGCGACACCACUGGCCCGCUGGAGGAGCUCUCCUUCUGGAGCAGCCGCUGCUCCGACCUGUCCGGCAUCAGCCAGCAGCUGCAGCAGCCCGGCGUCACGCACAUACGCACCGUCCUGCAGAUGUGCAAGUCCUCCUACGUGGCGCCCUUCUGCAAGCUGGCCAAACAGAUACAGGACGGCUCGAUGCAGGCCCAGUCCAACCUGGCCUUCCUGUCCUGCUUGCGGGAGCCGUGUGAGGAGCUGGCCCAGCUCCGGCCCAGUGAGGGGGCCCCCAAGCUGGCGCACAUCCUCAACAUCAUCCGCUUCAUCUGGGUCAACUCCGUCUACUACAACACCCGCGAGAGGCUCACCGCCCUCCUACGCAAGGUGUGUGACUGCCAGCAGCAGUUUGCGCGGCGUGCGGAAGGCCAGCAGGUGGCGCUGCCCUGCUUCGGCGGGCGCCAGGGGUCGGAGGUGACGCGGCGCCUGCUGGAGAUGGAGACGGCCUUCGACAAGAGCCUCCAGAUCCUGCGCUGCGUGCGCAAGGGCAUCCUGGACGUCAAGAACACCUCCUGGCACGACGACUACAACAGGUUUCGUGCAGGGGUGAAAGACCUUGAGGUGAUGAUGCAGAAUCUGAUCCACUCAGCCUUUGAGACGGUGAACACGGUGGAGGAGGGAGUUCAGCUGCUCGAUGUGUUCCAGCACCUGUCUGCCCGAGAGGCCAUAAAGCGCACCAUUGACCGCAAGACGGUGGACGUGUACGCCCUCUUCAACAAAGAGCUCAACCUGGUCAACAAGGAGCUGAGUCGAAAGACCAAUCAGCUGCCCCCACACAUGCCCAAGAACGCCGGGCAGGCGCACUGGGCGCGCGCCCUCCGCCGACGCAUCGACAAGCCCAUGGAGGUGCUGCAGAGGGCCCACUUCAUGCCGCACAUCGGCAGCGGCGAGGAGGUGCUGCUGGCGCACGCGCAGCUGGUGCAGACGCUGGACGAGCUGGUGCGGCGCGUCUUCAGCGAGUGGAGCCAGACGCUGGACCGCCAGAGCCUCAAGCGCCUCGACCAGCCGCUCAUGCUGCGCAGCCGCGACCGCAACGGCAUCCUGGACAUCAACUUCGACAGAGGCCUGCUGAACAUGUUCAAUGAGAUCCACUACUGGGAGCGGCUGCUGUUUGAGAUCCCGCACUACGUGUCUGAAGUUUACCAGCGCCGGGAGGAGCUCCGCAACCUCCGAGAGAACGUGCUGCUGGUGGUGCGUGACUACAACAGGAUCAUCCUGGCCCUGUCUCCUGAAGAGCUGGGGCUUUUCAAAGAACGGAUCCGCUUCCUAGACAAGAAGAUCCAGCCUGGGCUCUCCAAGCUCCUCUGGUCCACCAAGGGAGCCUCCAACUUCUUCAUCAACGACUGCCGGCUGCACGCCAGCAAGGUGCAGCUGAUAGUGGACGAGUACAAGGCGGCGCGGCAGGCCAUCGGUCAGCACUGCGUUGCCAUGAGCGAGCUGCUGCUGGUGCGCGUGGACGGCCGCACGGUGUACCGCGAGGCCGAGUUCGAGCAGGACCAGCAGAGCCACCGGCAGAACCAGCUCGCGCGCCUGCAGGCCGCUCACCAGCACAUCGUGGCCAUCAUGGCCCGCGUCUACGAGACCUUCCGCCUGGAUGGACCCGAGGUGCAGCAGCAUUGGGUGACGUUCACGGAGCACAUGGACAGCAUGGUGGAGGAGGCUCUGCGUCUCAACAUUAAGCGCUCGCUGCAGGAGCUCUCCAAAGCCAUCAACGGAGACAGCAAGGCCUCCCCCAACCCACUGUUCAGGGUGCAGGUGGUGCUGAGACAGGGGGCCUCCAGCACCACAGAGCAGGUGGAGUUCUCCCCUACGCUGCAGAAGCUGGCUGAGCUGGUGAACAGCAUCAGUCCUCAGCUCAUCAGCACCAUCUCAGUGUUCCAGCGGCUGCCAGACCUGCUCACACGCAGGCGCUCCCAGAGGAAGCCAGUGCACACCAUCAUCGAGCAGGACGAGGAGGUGUGUAAGAUCCAGGCGGCGAUCGCCGCGGGGAUGGCGGCCAACGCCGCUCACCUGCAGGCGUACCUGAAGACGUGGGACAAGCACCGGGAGAUCUGGGAGAUCAACAAGGACCUGUUCAUCCGCCGCUACCAGCGCCUCAACCCCCCCGUGUCCUCCUUCGAUGCUGACAUUGCCAGGUACACGGAGGUGGCGAACAACGUGCAGAAGGAGGAGACGGUGCUGAGUGUGCAGUUUGUGCUGCUGGACUGCGCGCCGCUCAAGUUCUCUCUGGUGCAGCACUGCAACGAGUGGCAGGGCAAGUUCACCCAGCUGCUCAGCCUCAUGGCCAGCACUCGCCUGCGCGACCUCACCGCCUCCCUGCAGGACAACGCACACAGGCUCAGUCAGCCUCCUCAGACUCUGGUGGAGUUGGCAGACAGCCUGAAGCUGCUGGAGACGGUGCAGGGAGACCUGGGGAAGAUCGAGAACCAGAUCCUGCCCAUCCACGAGCAGUUCGCCAUCCUGGAGAAGUACGAGGUCACGGUAGACCAGUCGGUGCGGGAGUUGCUGGAGGCUUUGAACGGCGAGUGGGUCUCCUUCCAGGAUGUGGUGAUUGACAGCGACAUCAUGCUGAAGAAGCACAAAGACAAGUUCAAGAGCAGCCUCAUCUUCUCCGCCGAGGAGUUCAAGAAGAAGAUGCAGGCCACCGUGGAGGAUUUCAACAGCACAGGUCCCUUCAGUAAUGCGGUGGGCUCCGAGGCAGCGCUGCAGCAGGUGGAGGCUCUCUGUACUCAGCUGCAGACGCUGAAGGAGGAGGAGAGCGGCAUCCGCUACGGCCUCAGCAUGUUCAAGAUCGAGCAGCCGCACUCCAAAGACAUCCAGACCCUGGAGAAGGACCAGGACUACCUGCAGCAGGUGUGGGAGAUCACGCAGCAGUGGGAGCAGCACUGGGAGGAGUGGAAGGUGGGCCGCUUCAGCAGCCUGCAGACGGACAGCAUGGAGCACACCGCACAGGCCCUCUACAAGAGACUCAACAAGCUCAGCAGAGAGCUCAAGGAUAAGCAGUGGGAGAUAGUGGAGACGUCCAAGAACAAGGUCAACCAGUUUAAGAUGACCAUACCCCUCAUCACAAACCUGAGGAAUCCAGCCAUGAGAGACAGGCACUGGAAUCAGAUCCGUCACGAGGUGCAGUGUGUGUUUGACCAGACGAGCGAAGACUUCACGCUGGAGCGGAUCGUGGUGCUGGGACUGGACCAGUUCGCCGAGCGCAUCUCGGAGAUCUCCGGCGCCGCCAGCAAAGAGCUCUCCAUCGAGCAGUCGCUGGAGAGCAUCACCAGCACUUGGCAGGAGAUCUGCCUGGACGUCGCGCCUUACAAAGACAAAGGUCACCACAGGCUAAGGAGCACAGAGGAGGUGUUUCAGGCUCUGGAGGAUAACCAGGUGACUCUGUCCACCAUGAAGGCGUCUCGUUUCGUGCGCGCCUUCGAGAAGGAGGUGGACUACUGGGAGCGCAGCCUGUCCCUGGUGCUGGAGGUCAUCGAGAUGGUCCUGACUGUGCAGAGACAGUGGAUGUACCUGGAGAACAUUUUCCUUGGAGAGGACAUCCGCAAGCAACUCCCCAAGGAGUCCACGGAGUUCGACGACAUCAACUCCAGCUGGAAGACCAUCAUGGACCGGCUGCACAAGGACAACAACGCCCUGAGAGGCACUCACCACCCAGGGCUUCCGGAGAAGCUGUCAGAGAUGAACAGCAAGCUGGAGGAGAUCCAGAAGUCCCUGGACAUGUACCUGGAGACCAAGCGGCAGAUCUUCCCCCGCUUCUACUUCCUGUCCAACGACGACCUGCUGGAGAUCCUGGGCCAGUCGCGCAACCCCGAGGCCGUGCAGCCGCACCUGAAGAAAUGCUUCGACAACAUCAAGAAGCUGCGAAUCGGAAGGGUUGGGCUCAGCAGUUCUAAGUCAGAGGCCAUGGGCAUGUUCUCAGCUGAUGGGGAGUAUGUGGAAUUCACCCACCCAGUGCUCCUGGAAGGACCUGUAGAGGCAUGGCUCUGCGAUGUGGAGCGGACUAUGCGCUGGUCUCUGAAAGACUCCCUGAAGAACUGCCGCAUGGCUCUGAUCAAGAACACAGGGAAGAGGGACAGAUGGGUCAAAGACUGGCCCGGACAGAUGGUCAUCACUGCCAGCCAGAUCCAGUGGACCACGGACGUCACCAAGUCCCUCCUGACCAGCAAAGAGAGAGGGGACAAGUCUGCCCUCAAGUCUAUGAAGAAGAAGCAGGUGUCCAUGCUGAAUCGUUACUCCGAGGCCACGGGGAACCUCUCCAACAUCAUGCGGCUCAAGAUCGUCGCCCUGGUUACGGUGGAGGUGCAUGCGCGCGACGUCAUCGACAAGCUGGCCAAGGCGGGCUGCGCCGACGUCAACGCGUUCGAUUGGCUGUGCCAGCUCCGCCUCUACUGGACAAGGUGUGUUCCUGUGCUGGCUAAGAAGGUGUUCACGCUGUACUCUCUGGCGGUGCAGCAGCUCUCCCAGCAGGACCACUACGACUUCGGGCUGCGCGCCCUCACCUCGCUGCUCCGCUACGCCGGCAAGAAGCGCCGCGUCUGCCCCGACGUCGCCGACGAGGAGAUCCUGCUGAUGUCUAUGAAGGACAUGAACAUCGCUAAGCUCACCUCCAUCGAUGUGCCACUCUUCAGCGGCAUCAUCCAAGACCUCUUCCCUGGCGUUGAUACCCCCACCAUUGAUUAUGGCAAGCUGAAGGACGUGAUCGAGCAGGAGCUGCAGGCCUGCGGGCUGCAGGUGACGCCCUUCACCAUGACGAAGGUCAUCCAGCUGUACGAGACCAAGAACUCGCGCCACUCCACCAUGAUCGUGGGCAAGACGGGCAGCGGCAAGAGCGUCACCUGGAGGACCCUGCAGAGCACCCUGUCCUCGCUCCACCGCAAGGCCCAGCCCGGCUUCAACCACGUCCGCGAAUGCCCCCUGAACCCCAAAGCGGUGAGUCUGGGCGAACUGUACGGCGAGUACGACCUCUCCACCAACGAGUGGACCGACGGCGUGCUGUCUUCCCUCAUGAGGAACGCCUGUGCAGACGAGAAGCCCGAUGAGAAGUGGAUUGUGUUUGACGGGCCGGUCGACACGUUGUGGAUCGAGAGCAUGAACUCUGUGAUGGACGACAAUAAGGUGCUGACGCUCAUCAAUGGAGAGAGAGUGUCCAUGCCUGAGCAGGUCUCCCUGCUGUUCGAGGUGGAGGACCUGGCUGUGGCCUCCCCAGCCACUGUGUCCCGCUGUGGGAUGGUGUACAACGACUACUCUGACCUGGGCUGGAAGCCUUACGUCAGGUCCUGGAUGGACAAGCGGGAGAAGGCGGAGGUGGAGCACUUGCAGCGGUUGUUUGACGCGUACAUAGAGAAGACGCUGGUGUUCAGGAAGAGCCACUGCAGGGAGCUGGUGACCAUCACCGAGCUCAACGGAGUCAUGUCCCUCUGCAGACUCUACGACACACUGGCCACGCCACGCAACGGGGUGAACCCCCAGGACUCGGAGCACUACGGGCGCAUGGUGGAGCUGUGGUUCCUGUUCAGCCUCAUCUGGUCGCUGUGCGCCUCAGUGGACGAGGACGGACGCAAGAAGAUCGACAACUUCCUGCGCGAGCUGGAGGGGACCUUCCCUAACAAGGACACCAUCUACGAGUACUAUGUGGACACCAAGACCAAGAGCUGGACGUCAUUUGAGGACAAGCUGCUGAAAAGCUGGCGCUACCCUGCCAACGCCCCCUUCUAUAAGAUCAUGGUGCCCACGGUGGACACGGUGCGCUACAACUUCCUGGUGCAGGCGCUGGUGGGCAGCCAGUACCCGGUGCUGCUGACGGGGCCGGUGGGCACGGGCAAGACCUCCGUGGCACAGAGCGUCCUGCAGGGCCUCGACUCCACCAAGUGGACCACGCUCACCGUCAACAUGUCCUCUCAGACCACCUCUAAUAACGUGCAGGCCAUUAUCGAGAGCCGCGUGGAGAAGCGCACCAAGGGCGUGUACGUGCCGGUGGGGGGGAAGCGCAUGCUGGCCUUCCUGGACGACCUGAACAUGCCGGCGGUGGACGACUUCGGCUCCCAGCCGCCGCUGGAGCUGCUGCGUCUCUGGAUCGACUACGGCUUCUGGUACGACCGCCAGAAGCAGACCCUCAAGUGUGUCAAGGACAUGUACCUGCUGGCCUCGAUGGGGCCUCCUGGUGGUGGGAGGACGCACAUCUCGGGGCGACUGCAGAGCCGAUUUAACCUCAUCAACAUGACCUUCCCUGCGGAGUCCCAGAUCAAGCGUAUCUACGGCACCAUGAUCAACCAGAAGCUGCAGGAGUUUGAGGAGGAGGUGAAGCCCAUCGGGGGCGUCCUGACGCAGGCCACGCUGGAGCUGUACUACGCCAUCAUCGCCCGCUUCCUGCCCACGCCCGCCAAGAUGCACUACCUCUUCAACCUCAGGGACAUCUCCAAGGUGUUCCAGGGCUUGCUAAGAGCCCACAGGGACUUCCAUGACACCAAACAGAGCAUCACUCGCCUGUGGAUCCAUGAGUGCUUCAGGGUGUUUUCGGACCGCCUGGUGGACCACUCAGACAUGGAGGCGUUUGUGGGUCUCCUGUCAGACAAACUGGGAUCUCUGUUUGGGCAGACCUACCACAACAUCUGCCCCAACAAGCAGCAGCCCAUAUUUGGCGACUUCCUGCGGGAGGCGCGUGUGUACGAGGACCUGCUGGACUUCAAGGCGCUGAAGAGCUUCAUGGAGGUGCAGCUGGAGGACUACAACCUGACCCCGGGGGUGGUGCCCAUGAGCCUGGUGCUGUUCCGCGACGCCAUCGAGCACGUGACGCGGGUGGUGCGCGUGAUCAGCCAGCCGCGGGGCAACAUGCUGCUGGUUGGCAUCGGGGGGUCGGGCCGCCAGAGCCUCUCCCGAUUGGCCGCCUACAUCUGCGAAUACCUGCUCUUCCAGGUGGAGGUCACCAAGCAGUACCGCAAGCAGGAGUUCAGAGAAGACAUCAAGAAGCUGUACCGCAUGACCGGAGUGGACAACAAGCCCACGGUGUUCCUGUUCAACGACACGCAGAUCGUGGACGAGUCCUUCCUGGAGGACAUCAACAACAUUCUCAGCUCCGGGGAGGUGCCCAACCUGUACAAGGCUGACGAGUUUGACGAGGUCCAGAGUGCCCUGUCAGAUUCGGCCCGUAAGGAGAACGUCCUGGAGACGCCGGACUCCAUGUUCAACUACCUCAUCGAGCGCGUCAGGAACAACCUGCACAUAGUGCUGUGCAUGAGCCCUGUGGGAGACCCAUUCAGGAACUACAUCCGUCAAUACCCUGCUUUGGUGAACUGCACCACCAUCGACUGGUUCUCAGAGUGGCCACGUGAUGCCCUACUGGAGGUGGCCGAGAGAUACCUGGACGGCAUCGCCCUGGGCAACGUGGAGGGGAUCCAGUCGAAGGUGGCCAACAUGUUUGUGACGAUCCACCAGUCCGUCACUCAGAUCUCUCUGCGCAUGAAGGAGGAGCUCAAGAGGCACAACUACGUCACCCCCACCAACUACCUGGAGCUGGUGUCUGGCUACAAGAAGACGCUGGAGGAGAAGCGUAGUGAGCUCGGUGAGCAGGUGACCAAGCUGCGUAACGGCCUGUUCAAGAUCGACGACACGCGCACCAAGGUGGAGGCCAUGUCCGUGGAGCUGGAGGAGGCCAAGAAGAAGGUGGCCGAGUUCCAGAAGCAGUGCGAAGAGUUCCUGGUCACCAUCGUCCAGCAGAAGAGAGAGGCCGACGAGCAGCAGAAGACGGUCAGUGCUCACAGUGAGAAGAUUGGUGCUGAGGAGAUCAAGUGUAAGGCCAUGGCGGACAAUGCCCAGAGGGACCUGGACGAGGCCCUGCCUGCUAUGGAGGAGGCCAUGAAGGCGCUGGAGUCUCUGAAUAAGAAGGACAUGACGGAGAUCAAGUCGUACGGCCGCCCCCCUGCCCUGGUGGAGACGGUCAUGCAGGCCGUCAUGAUCCUCAAGGGAGCCGAACCCACCUGGGCAGAGGCCAAGAGACAGCUGGGCGAGUCCAACUUCAUCAAGCAGCUGGUGCACUUUGACAAGGACAACAUCUCGGACCGCGUGCUGAAGAAGAUCGGCCAGUACUGCACGCAGCCCGACUUCCAGGCGGAGAUCAUCGGACGCGUGUCGCUCGCUGCCCGCUCCCUCUGCCUGUGGGUCCGCGCCAUGGAGGUGUAUGGGCGCAUCUUCAGAGUGGUGGAGCCCAAGAGAGCUCGGCUGAACGCAGCCACAUCCCAGCUGGCAGAGAAACAACAAGCAUUGGCAGAUUCCCAGGGCAAACUGAAAGAGGUGGGGGAGAAGCUGGAGCAGCUCAAGUGCUUCUACGAUGAGAAGCUGGCCCAGAAGGAGGAUCUGCGGCGGCGUUCCGAGGACAUGGAGCUGAAGCUGGACCGCGCCGGAAAACUGGUCACCGGCCUCGCCGGGGAGAGGGUGCGCUGGGAGGAGACCGUGGUGGGUCUGGAGUCUAACAUGGACUACCUGGUUGGAGACUGUCUCCUGGCCGCAGCGUUCCUGUCCUACAUGGGGCCCUUCCUCUCCAACUACAGAGAUGAGCUCGUCACCAGCAUCUGGAUGAAGAAAAUAAGUGCGCUGGAGGUUCCGUGUUCCCCAGGCUUCAUCUUUGCCGUGUUCCUCUCCAAGCCCACGGCGGUGCGCGAGUGGAACAUCCAGGGCCUCCCGUCUGACGCCUUCUCCACGGAGAACGGAGUCAUCGUCACCCGCGGCAACCGAUGGCCCCUAAUGGUGGACCCGCAAGGACAGGCCCUGAAGUGGAUUAAAAACAUGGAGAGCAAAAGAGGGCUGAAGGUGAUUGAUCUGCAGAUGCCAGACUUUCUGCGUAUCCUGGAGAACGCAGUGCAGUUCGGUUCCCCGGUUCUGUUGCAGAACGUGCAAGAAGAGCUGGACCCCUCGCUUGCCCCCAUCCUUAACAAGUCCGUCGCACGAGUGGGUGGGCGUCUGCUGCUGAAGUUGGGUGAUAAGGAGGUGGAGUACAAUCCUGACUUCCGCUUCUACAUCACCACCAAGCUGUCCAACCCCCACUACACGCCUGAGAUCUCCACCAAGACCACCAUCGUCAACUUUGCUGUCAAAGAACAGGGUCUUGAGGCACAGCUUCUGGGUAUAGUGGUGCGUAAGGAGCGUCCCGACUUGGAGGAGCAGAAAGACUCUCUGGUGAUCAACAUCGCCUCAGGCAAGAGGAAACUGCAGGAGCUGGAGGACGAGAUUCUCAGGCUGCUGAAUGAGGCCACGGGCUCGUUGCUGGAUGACGUGCAGCUGGUGAACACCCUGCAGACCUCCAAAGUGACGGCCACCGAGGUGUCCGAACAGCUGGACACCAGCGAGCAGACCGAGAUCAAGAUCGACACCGCCAGAGAGGCGUAUCGUCCGUGUGCCCAGCGGGCGUCCAUCUUGUUCUUCGUGCUGAAUGACAUGGGCCGCAUCGACCCCAUGUACCAGUUCUCCCUGGACGCCUACAUCGACCUGUUCAACCUCAGCAUGGAGAAGAGCAAGCGCAGCCACAAGCUGGAGGAGCGCAUAGCCAACCUCAACGACUACCACACCUACGCUGUGUACAGGUACACCUGCCGAGGGCUGUUUGAGGUCCAUAAGCUCCUCUUCAGCUUCCACAUGUGUGCCAAGAUCCUGGAAGUCGCCGGCAAACUCAACAUGGACGAAUACAGCUUCUUCCUCCGUGGAGGCCUGGUGCUGGAUAAGGAGGGCCAGAUGGACAACCCGUGCACCAGCUGGCUGUCCGACUCCAACUGGGACAACGUGACGGAGCUGGACAAGCUGACCAACUUCCGCGGCCUCAUGGCCUCCUUUGAGCAGUACCCCCGCGACUGGAACCUGUGGUUCACCAGCGCCGAGCCCGAGAACGCACCCCUGCCAGGUGAGUGGGAGAACAGCUGUAAUGAGCUGCAGAGGAUGUUGGUAGUGCGCUCUCUGCGGCAGGACCGCGUCUCCUUCUGUGUCACCUCCUUCAUCAUCAACAACCUCGGCUCGCGAUUCGUCGAGCCCCCCGUCCUAGACAUGAAGGCUGUGGUUGAGGACUCCACCACUAAGACGCCGCUGAUCUUCGUGCUGUCCACUGGCGUGGACCCCACCGUGCAGCUGGAGAAGCAGACCGAGACGUCGGGCAUGAGCAGCCGCUUCCACGCCCUCUCCCUCGGCCAGGGCCAGGCGCCCAUCGCCACCCGCAUGAUCAAGGAGGGCGUUAAGAACGGUCACUGGGUGUUCCUGGCCAACUGCCACCUGUCGCUGUCGUGGAUGCCGCAGCUGGAUAAGCUGGUGGAGCAGCUGCAGGUGGAGGAGCCGCACCCCGACUUCCGCCUGUGGCUCAGCUCCUCCCCGCACCCCGAGUUCCCCAUCGCCAUCCUGCAGGCCGGCAUCAAGAUGACCACCGAGCCGCCCAAGGGUGUGAAGUCCAAUAUGAAGCGUCUGUACCAGCAGGUGUCGGAGGUGCAGUUUCAGCGCUGCCAGAGGCCGCUGCCGUACCGCAAGCUGCUGUUCUCCCUCUGCUUCUUCCACAGCAUCCUGCUGGAGAGGAAGAAGUUCCUGCAGCUGGGCUGGAACAUCCUCUACAGCUUCAACGACUCCGACUUCGAGGUGAGUGAGAACCUGAUGAGUCUGUACCUGGACGAGUACGAGGAGAUCCCGUGGGACGCGCUCAAGUACCUGAUCGCCGGGGUCAACUACGGGGGUCACGUGACCGACGACUGGGACCGCCGCCUGCUCACCACCUACAUCAACGACUACUUCUGCGAGGGCACCGUCAACACGCCCUUCUUCAAACUCUCGUCCCUGACGGCCUACUACAUCCCCAAGGACGGGCCGCAGGCGUGCUACCGCGAGUACAUCAGCCUGCUGCCGGCGGUGGAGCACCCCGAGGUGUUCGGACAGCACCCCAACGCCGACAUCGCCAGCCAGAUCGCCGAGACGCGCACCCUCUUCGACACGCUGCUCUCCCUGCAGCCGCAGGUCACCAGCACCGCCUCCACCGGCGCCGGGCCCAGCCGAGAGGACAAGGUGUUGGAGCUCUCGGCUGACGUGCUGCAGAAGAUCCCUCCUCUGCUGGACUAUGAGGGCACCAGGCAGCUCCUGCAGGGAGACCCCUCGCCCCUCAACGUGGUGCUGCUGCAGGAGAUCCAGAGAUACAACGCCCUGCUGCACACCAUCAGAAGCUCUUUGAUUGAGCUGGAGAAAGGCAUUAAAGGGCUGGUGGUGAUGUCCAGUAGCUUAGAGGAGACCUUUAACUACAUCUACGAUGCUAGAGUUCCACCACUGUGGGAGAAGACGUACCCGUCUCUGAAGCCGCUGGCGUCGUGGACGCGGGACCUGUGCCAGCGCGUGGAGCAGUUUGCCCGCUGGGCGGAGACGGCGCACCCGCCCGUCCUCUUCUGGCUGUCCGGCUUCACCUUCCCCACCGGGUUCCUCACCGCCGUGCUGCAGCACGCAGCCAGGCAGCAGAACGUGUCUAUUGACACACUCUCCUGGGAGUUUGUUGUGUCCACGGUGGAUGACAACCACCUCCUCGACCCACCCAAGGACGGGGUGUAUAUCCGGGGCUUGUUUCUGGAGGGGGCUGGCUGGGAUAAGAAGAACUCGUGCCUGGUGGAGGCCGAGCCCAUGCAGCUGGUCUGCCCCAUGCCCACCAUCCACUUCAGACCCGUGGAGAACCGCAAGAAGAUCGCCAAGAGUAUGUUCCUGUGUCCGUGCUACUACUUCCCUGUGCGGUCAGGUGGAGCGGGCCGGGCCUCGUUCGUGGUGGCGGUGGACCUGAAGUCAGGAGCCAUGCCGUUUGAGCACUGGGUCAAGAGAGGCACCGCCCUCCUCAUGAGUCUGGACUCAUAGAGCUGACCACACACACACAUAUCACACACACACACACACACACACACA
Messenger RNA from Sardina pilchardus (European sardine), 12432 nucleotides. It is a transcript of the gene dnah2, whose product is annotated as dynein, axonemal, heavy chain 2. Gene Ontology annotation, cellular component: dynein complex. The record is from RefSeq and is a predicted model, not a curated record. Lineage: Eukaryota; Metazoa; Chordata; Actinopteri; Clupeiformes; Clupeidae. Gene Ontology annotation, molecular function: dynein light intermediate chain binding; ATP binding; dynein intermediate chain binding. Gene Ontology annotation, biological process: microtubule-based movement.